Molecule: messenger RNA, 2286 nt
Organism: Dissoconium aciculare CBS 342.82
Lineage: Eukaryota; Fungi; Ascomycota; Dothideomycetes; Mycosphaerellales; Dissoconiaceae
Product: P-loop containing nucleoside triphosphate hydrolase protein
Exons: 1
Coding region: 1-2286 (761 amino acids)
Cellular component (GO): spliceosomal complex; intracellular anatomical structure
Molecular function (GO): ATP binding; RNA helicase activity; RNA binding
Source: RefSeq, a predicted model, not a curated record
AUGGCGGAACAACAGACGGAAAAGAAAUCCCGCUUCAAGCGUCAAAAGACCAACGACGAUCGCGCAAAUCCAUACCUGGCGCACAUGCACAACGACGACGAUACCAACGGCGUCGGCCUGGACGAUGCCGCGACAAAUGGCAACGGAGCCGAUCGCUCUUCCAGCUCAUUGACUUCGUUCAAACGCCACAAGACCACCGACAAGCAAGCCAAACUUGCCGAAGAUGGUCCUAGCAACCCCUUCAACCAGAAGCCUCUGUCACAACGCUACUUCAGCAUCUUGAAAACUCGUCGCGGCCUGCCUGUCCAUGCGCAACGGCAGGAAUUCCUGGACCUCUACCAGAAAUCGCAAAUCUUGGUCUUCGUCGGCGAGACCGGUUCAGGAAAGACUACACAGAUCCCGCAGUUCGUCCUCUACGAUGAUCUCCCGCAUCUCCACGGCAAGAUGGUCGCAUGUACGCAGCCGCGUCGUGUGGCCGCCAUGUCCGUGGCGGAACGUGUCGCAAAUGAGAUGGAUGUGAAGUUGGGCGAAGAGGUCGGAUACAGCAUCCGUUUUGAGGACAUGACGAGUCAGAACACCAUCUUGAAGUACAUGACGGACGGUAUGCUGCUCCGGGAGGCCAUGAACGAUCAUGAUCUGAAGAGGUAUAGCACCAUCAUCCUCGACGAGGCGCACGAGAGAACUCUCGCUACGGACAUCUUGAUGGGUCUUCUCAAGGAAGUCGUGAAGCGGAGGUCGGAUCUCAAGAUCGUCAUCAUGUCCGCCACUUUGGAUGCGCAGAAGUUUCAGAAGUACUUCAUGAACGCGCCGUUGCUGGCUGUGCCGGGACGCACACAUCCCGUCGAGGUCUUCUACACGCCCGAGCCAGAGCGAGACUACGUCGAGGCCGCGUUGAGAACUGUUCUUCAAAUCCAUGCGACCGAACCGGAAGGCGACAUCCUCUUGUUCUUGACCGGAGAAGAAGAAAUCGAAGAGACGAUCCGAAAGAUCAACCUCGAGGCGGACCAAAUGAUAUCGGAAAUGGACACGGGACCACUCAAGACCUAUCCGUUAUACGGUACAUUACCUCCGCAGCAACAGCAGAAGGUUUUCGAACCUGCGCCACCACCGUACAAACCUGGUGGGAAGCCGGGUCGUAAAGUCAUCGUAUCGACCAACAUCGCCGAAACGUCCCUCACGAUCGAUGGUAUCGUCUACGUGGUGGACCCCGGCUUCAGCAAGCAAAAGGUCUACAACCCGCGCGCCCGUCUCGAAUCGCUUCUCGUCUCGCCCAUCAGCAAGGCCUCCGCACAACAGCGGGCCGGUCGUGCAGGACGUACGCGCCCCGGGAAAUGCUUCCGCCUGUACACCGAAAAGGCCUUCAAGACCGACCUCAACGAGCAGUCGUACCCCGAGAUCCUCCGUUCCAACCUCGCCAGCACCGUGCUCGAGCUCAAGAAGCUCGGGAUCGACGACCUCGUCCACUUCGACCUGAUGGACCCCCCCGCGCCCGAGACGCUGAUGCGAGCCCUCGAGGAACUCAACUACCUCGCCUGCCUCGACGACGAAGGCGACCUCACCGCGCUCGGCCGCCUCGCCUCCGACUUCCCGCUGGACCCGGCCCUCGCCGUCAUGCUCAUCUCCUCCCCGGAGUUCUACUGCUCCAACGAGAUCCUCUCCCUGACAUCCCUCCUCUCCGUCCCGCAGAUCUUCUCGCGGCCCGCCUCGGCGCGCAAACGCGCCGACGAGAUGAAACAGCUCUUCGCCCACGAGGACGGCGACCACCUCACGAUGCUGAACGUCUACCACGCCUUCAAGGGCCCCGCCGCGCAGGAGAACCCCAAGCAGUGGUGCUACGACCACUUCCUGUCCCACCGGGCGCUGACCCAGGCCGACAACGUGCGCACCCAGCUCAAGCGGAUCAUGGAGCGCGAGGAGAUCGAGCUGGUCAGCACGCCGUUCGCGGACAAGGACUACUACACCAACAUCCGCCGCGCCCUGGUCGCGGGCUUCUUCAUGCAGGUCGCCUGCAAGGACAACAAGACCUACAAGCUCGUCAAGGACAAGCAGGACGUCCUCCUGCACCCCUCGACCGUCCUCGGCCAGGACAGCGAGUGGUUGGUGUACAACGAGUUCGUCCUCACCAGCAAGAACUACAUCCGCACCGUCACCGCCGUCAAACCCGAGUGGCUGCUGGACAUCGCGCCGAGGUAUUACGACGUGGAGAAUUUCCCCAAGGGGGAGGUCAAGACGGCGCUGUUGAGGGUGCAGCAGAGGUUGAGCCGGAAGGCGGCGGGGAGGAAGUAG